GAUUACGUUACCCUGUUGGUUUCCCUCCCUCCUCUGCUAUUUGCUCUGAUCUCUUUGCUCUUUCAUGGCUUUCAGACUCUCACUCACUUCCACUCCCAAUUUUCAAAUCUCAACCCCAAAACACCCUCGACAAUUACCUCUUCCUCUUCUGGGUUUUCAGUUAAAAUGUUGCUCCAAUUCCAUUUCGCGCUCAAAAGCGGGAGCAGUUCAUGCUGUUCAACAGGAGCAGGAGGUUCUCCAGUCCCCAGCUUCAGAUUCCAAUUCUGUUCCUUCUUCCUCGUCCAAGCUCGUUCUCGUCGUCGGUGGUACCGGCGGUGUUGGUCAGCUGGUAGUGGCUUCAUUGCUGGAUCGGAAUAUCAAGUCUCGCCUACUAUUGCGUGACACUGAGAAAGCAACUGCAUUAUUUGGUGAACAUGACCAAGAAACAUUGCAGGUAUUCAAAGGGGACACUCGCAACCCAGAAGAUCUAGAUCCAUCUAUAUUUGAGGGAGUCACACAUGUGAUUUGCUGCACUGGAACUACAGCCUUUCCCUCUAAGCGUUGGAGUGGGGAUAAUACACCAGAAAAAGUUGAUUGGGAGGGUGUGAGAAAUUUGGUAUCCGCACUGCCUCGGUCACUGAAGAGAAUUGUUCUUGUAUCAUCAGUUGGUGUAACCAAGUUCAAUGAACUGCCAUGGAGUGUUAUGAACCUCUUCGGUGUUCUCAAGUAUAAGAAGAUGGGGGAAGACGUUCUUUGUAAUUCUGGUCUACCAUUUACAAUAAUCAGGCCUGGUAGAUUGACAGAUGGACCUUACACAUCAUAUGAUCUUAAUACAUUGCUCAAAGCUACAGCUGGCCAACGACGUGCAGUCCUAAUAGGUCAAGGAGAUACACUAGUUGGAGAGGUUAGCAGACUUGUUGUUGCUGAAGCUUGCAUACAGGCGCUGGACAUAGAAUGCACUGAAGGAAAAAUAUUUGAAGUCAACUCAGUUGAGGGAGAAGGUCCCGGAAGCGAUCAGCAGAAGUGGCGGGAAUUAUUCAAAGCUGCCCAAGCACAAUAACUGGAUUCUUAAACUCUAUUUGGUGCAUCCAUAUGUACCAGUGAUACUGCUUUAUAACAAGAAUUACAAUAGUGAUUAAAAAAUGAGGGCACCUUUGUCACAGGAAGAGGGUCAGGUUACCUUGUUUAUCUAUACUGGAGUGGGUGAAUUGCCUACACACUGUAAAUAAUUACCCAGUAAUAUAUUUUUGUGUGUGUAACCACCCCCCCCC
This is a messenger RNA of Rosa chinensis, 1250 nucleotides long. RefSeq lists its product as uncharacterized. The record is from RefSeq and is a predicted model, not a curated record. Lineage: Eukaryota; Viridiplantae; Streptophyta; Magnoliopsida; Rosales; Rosaceae. Bases 65 to 1039 code for a protein of 324 amino acids. The transcript is spliced from 9 exons.